Molecule: messenger RNA, 880 nt
Organism: Gryllus bimaculatus (two-spotted cricket)
Lineage: Eukaryota; Metazoa; Arthropoda; Insecta; Orthoptera; Gryllidae
Source: the annotation of a GenBank genome assembly
AUGUGGCAACAGAGCGUCUGCCGCCGCGCCGCCGCGCGCCGCGCCUUCGCGCACAGCCGUAUUUUCAGACCAGCCUUCGCGGAGUUCGCCGAGCGGCGCGAUCCCUUCGCCUUGAGGCGGGCCGCGGGCGGCGCGGCGGCGGAGGCGGUGGAGGCGGCGGCGGCGGGCGGCUGUUGCCAGACGGCGCGGCGGGCAGUGGCGGACGUCGCCGUCUCUGCCGUCCAAGAAUCCGCGAGACGAAGCGGCCGGCGAGCAGGGGUGUCGAACUCGGAACCGUUGUCCGCUGUGCCGCAGUCAGGACGCAGGGGGUCCCAUCGAACCUUCACCGGAGGACUCUGGGUCAUCGUUCCGCCAUGCUCGGCUGCCUGGGACUUCCGUCGGCGUCUUCGCCCUCGUUCCUUGGCACUGGAGAAGAAGAGACAACGACGCCUAGACGCCGUGCGGGAAGAGGAAGUUAGAAAAUGUUGCUCCAGUAGUGAAGUAGAUGGCCUUGCCAUAGAACCUGGAAGCACUGAAGGUAAAAAAACAAACAGGAAAGCGCCGAGACUUAACCAUAUUAAUGCCGAGUGGAUGCAAUACACAGGAAUAAACUUUCAUCGAAUAAAAAUUUCUGAUGAACAUAUGAAAGGAGUACAAAGCCGUGGUCCUCUUCUUCUCGACGAUUUUCCUUUUUCGUCGAAAGUUAGAGCAGACAUGUGUCACGGCGUGCAAACUGCUUUUGAGGGGACAACCGUGUAUUUCUACUGAAGACGUAUGAAUCGAGUUCCCAGUUCACUGCACCGACUUUUUCUACUGCCUGUCGCCUCGGCAGCCAACGCGAGAGUGCAGUCGGCCCAUUCGCCGCCCCGCCCACCACGGCAUCCCCUCCCGCCCCUCCCGC